AUGGCUGCCUCCUCUUCUUCCCAGCAAUCCAAGGUCCUCAUCCUCGAUGGUGGCCUCGGCACUUCCUUGGAAGACAAGUACGGCAUCAAGUUCGAGUCAGCCACCACGCCUCUCUGGUCUACCCAUCUUCUCGUCGAUGGCCAGGACACCCUGCUCGCCUGCCAGAAAGACUUUGGAGAUGUACCCGUUGACAUCAUCCUCACUGCCACCUACCAGUUAUCCAUUCACGGCUUUGCCAACACCCGCACUGCCCAGUUCCCCAACGGUAUCGACAAAGCCAACAUUGGCAACUUCAUCCAGGACGCCAUUCGUAUUGCCGAUGAGGCGGGACGUUCCCAAGGGAGCAAGACAGCUCUCAGCAUCGGUCCCUAUGGAGCUUGCAUGAUCCCUGGCCAAGAGUACAGCGGCGCUUAUGACGCCGACCACGAUACUCUCGAGAAGCUCCGUGACUGGCAUGCCGAGCGGCUCCAGCUGUUCCAAUCUGCCGCCGCCUUCUCUUCCCCCGUCAGCUAUGUCGCCAUUGAGACGAUCCCACGCACAGAUGAGAUCAAGGCCAGCUACGAAUCCGCUGUCAAGGAACUCAUCCAGGAGGGCGCCGUCGACGCCGCUCCCGCCCUUAUUCUCUACCCGGAUGGCACCAACGGUGAAGUCUACAACACGACGACCCAAAAAUUGUUGUGGGUGGAUGCUGCAAGGCAAGCCACGCUGAUAUUGCUCGGCUCCGAACUGCAGUAG
This is a messenger RNA of Colletotrichum lupini, 735 nucleotides long. RefSeq names its product homocysteine S-methyltransferase. The coding region runs from base 1 to 735 and encodes 244 amino acids. The record is from RefSeq and is a predicted model, not a curated record. The transcript has 3 exons. NCBI's taxonomy places the organism in Eukaryota, Fungi, Ascomycota, Sordariomycetes, Glomerellales, Glomerellaceae. Gene Ontology annotation, biological process: S-methylmethionine cycle. Gene Ontology annotation, molecular function: S-adenosylmethionine-homocysteine S-methyltransferase activity.